Gopherus flavomarginatus (Mexican gopher tortoise) is the source of this 1763-nucleotide messenger RNA. Its product is annotated as histone H1-like. The record is from RefSeq and is a predicted model, not a curated record. The coding region runs from base 898 to 1557 and encodes 219 amino acids. Gene Ontology annotation, molecular function: DNA binding; structural constituent of chromatin. The transcript has a single exon. NCBI's taxonomy places the organism in Eukaryota, Metazoa, Chordata, Testudines, Testudinidae. Gene Ontology annotation, cellular component: nucleosome. Gene Ontology annotation, biological process: nucleosome assembly.
UAUUAACAAGGUCGAGGAAAAACAAAUAAAACAACACAAAAAAACCCACUCCCCCCAUCCUUAAAAAACGGAAUGCUCCUUAAAUCAUAUCGAAAGAGAGAGAAAAUAAAUUUCCAAUCAAGGGUUUAAAUAGAAUUCAUAUAAGUGUUGUUUCUCAUGAAUUCUGAAUUAACUCACAGACUAAGCAGGUUGUAACGUCGUUUCAACCCUGGCAUUUCAUGUCAGCUCGGGCUCUUGCUAAUAAAGUUACGGUUACCUUUUAUUAUUUAAAAAUACAGCUCCGGUGUUGUCCCGAAAUCAUAAUUUAAAUGGUAAAAACGACAAUAGUAAUAUUUCUUUAAGUUUCGAAGUAUACGCCUUGUUCAACCGAGCGCCAGUUUAUUGUAGGAUGGUGUGCUACCUCUUUGUUUGAAAUUGAUUUAUAAUAAAUUCGUUGAUACAAAUCACUCCCUUUCUUUCCUAAUUAGAAGAAGACCGUCAAAGAAAUAACAUUACAUUAUUUCUCUGGUUGUUUUGUCAAAGGGAAAUUUUUAAUUUACAAAGAAAAACAAUGUUCUCUCUCUCGAGGUCCAUGCAGCUUCAGUACUCAGGGUUUAUAAUCUUUUCUUUAAUGGAAUUUCAUUAUUUUCUGAAGGAAACACUAACGGAUGAAAAUACCCUGUUUCAAAUUCAUAUAUUUGAGAAAAGGGACAGUUUGGUGGCGAAUAUUGUGCAAAAAAUACACUUUAUUGAGUCCGAAGAAACACAAAAUGAGAGGAGAAAAGAGCCCUUUCUGGUUUGCAGCUGGGCGGGCUCUUUAAUGCACCAAUCAGACAGUGACCCCUCCCUAUAAAUAACAGGCAUCAGACUAGUUCGCUUCAGUUUAUAUUUUUCCUGUUUUGUAACGUGUCUGUGACCAUGUCUGAAACUGCACCUGUAGUUGCAGCAGCAGCAGCUGCCCCUGCUCCAGCCUCUAAGGCUCCAGCCAAAAAGGCAAAGAAGGCGGCUGGGGGUUCGAAACUCCGGAAGCCCUCAGGCCCCAGCGUGACCGAGCUGAUCACUAAGGAAGUGUCAGUCUCUAAGGAGCGCAAAGGGCUCUCUUUGGCUGCUCUUAAGAAAGCUUUGGCAGCUGGCGGGUACGAUGUAGAAAAGAACAAUAGUCGUAUUAAGCUGGGGCUGAAAAGCCUGGUGAGCAAAGGUAUUUUGGUGCAGACUAAAGGUACUGGUGCUUCUGGUUCCUUCAAACUCAACAAGAAGCCGGGUGAGAUCAAGGAAAAGGCUCCCAAGAAAAAGCCAGCAGCAAAGCCGAAGAAACCAGCUGCCAAGAAACCCGCCAGCGCCGCUAAGAAGCCCAAAAAGGCUGCGGCCGUGAAAAAGAGCCCUAAAAAAGCCAAGAAACCAGCGGCUUCCGCGGCCAAGAAAGCGGCCAAGAGCCCGAAAAAGGCCAAACCCGCCAAGCCUAAAAAGGCAGCCAAGAGCCCGGCUAAGGCCAAGGCGGUGAAGCCCAAGGCUGCCAAGCCCAAGCUGACCAAACCCAAAGCAGGAAAGGCUAAGAAGGCAGCACCCAAGAAGAAGUAAAGCUGUUUGAAGAGAAAAUUCGAAUCUCGUGCAAACAAACCCAACGGCUCUUUUAAGAGCCACCCAUCCCUUCCCCAAGGAGCUGAAACACCUAGUAUAUUGUGCAUCAAAGGUUGCUUGGUGGAGGACCUGCCCUAGCAGUUUUUUUUAACCUUUUAUAACAUUCCAAAACCUAACCUCAUUUUCUGUAUAGUUUAAGAAACCAA